Chionomys nivalis (European snow vole) is the source of this 4883-nucleotide messenger RNA. RefSeq names its product sushi domain containing 5 (gene Susd5). The coding region runs from base 153 to 2012 and encodes 619 amino acids. The transcript has 5 exons. Gene Ontology annotation, biological process: Notch signaling pathway; cell adhesion. Gene Ontology annotation, molecular function: hyaluronic acid binding. NCBI's taxonomy places the organism in Eukaryota, Metazoa, Chordata, Mammalia, Rodentia, Cricetidae. The record is from RefSeq and is a predicted model, not a curated record.
CUGCAGCCGCCUGGGUGGCGCCACCGAGACCCCCGGGUGUUCGCAGGUCCCGGCGCUCAGGCUGCGACUCCCGCAGCAUCCCCGGCAGCGGCUCCAGCAUCCCCGGUAACUCGAGACUCUCCGAUCGCGCACAACCAGCGGACGCCACCACCAUGAGCGCGGGGCCGCGAUGGCCAGCACCCGGCAGCCUGCCUGCGCUCUGCGCCUCGCUACUCCUGCUGGGUCUGCAGCCGCCACCCGCGCGCACCGAGGGGAAACUCUUCCUGGUGGAGUCUCAGAACGGUUCUCAGGGCCUGGACCUGGAGGCAGCUCGCCUCUCCUGCAGGAGCAGGGGUGCCCACCUGGUGUCCGCUGGGGAGCUGAAGAGGGUGGUCCAAGACUGUGCUUUCGCAGUGUGCACGACAGGCUGGCUGGCUGACGGCACCCUCGGGACAACUGUGUGCAGCAAAGGGAGCGGCGAACAGCCAAUCGCGAGAGCUGUCGAUGUGAGAAUUGACAGCCACCCUGCUCCCGGUGCCAAGUACAACGCCCUUUGCAUUAAGGAUGAAGAGAGGCCGUGUGGAGACCCACCAUCCUUCCCACACACCAUCCUCCAGGGUCGCACUGGCUUAGAGAUGGGGGACGAGCUGCUGUAUGUGUGUGCACCAGGCUCCGUCCCAGGCCGUCGAGAGACCGCCUUCACCUUGCUGUGUAACAGCUGUGGGGAGUGGUACGGACUGGUACAAGCCUGCGGGAAAGAUGAGGCCGAGGCCCACAUUGACUAUGAAGACAAUUUCCCAGAUGACAGAUCUGUGUCACUCAGGGAACUCAUGGAAGACUCCCGGGCAGAGGGAGACGAGGAAAAGGCUCAGGAGGACGCCUCUGAGGAGACACCAAAACAAGACCGUCUGGUCUUCACCUCUGUGUCUAAAGAAAACAUAGCCCAGGAAAAAGCCUUCAUGCCCACCACAGGCUUGCCCGGCACUGGGAGCAGGGUCCACACAGACUGGCCCAGAUCCCGCCUAAACAGGAAGUACUCACUCUGGUUUCCUGCGGAGACGUUCCACAAGUCGGAGCUGGAAAAGGAAGUGGGAGAUGAGACCAAAGAUCCACUUCCUGCUGGAGAAAAUCACAGCGAAGGAAAGCUGGUCCCAGGGGAGUCCGAAACCAGGCUGGUCUAUGCCACCACCUACAGCCCCUCGGAGCCGUUUGUGGAUAGGAACGACAGCAGAGCAGAGGACCCGGUGGUGAGCAGCAGUGACGACUCUUGGUUAGAUGGCUACCCUGUGACAGAUGGGGCCUGGAGGAAGGUGGAGGCAGGGCGGGAGGAUGAUGGCUCAGUGGGACUGGACGAAAGUGUUCUCGUGACCCCUGACCAGCCUACUGGGAAAGUUGAGGUGCAGAAUGCCACCGUCACCACAAGCGAAUCUGUGAUACACAGUUCGGUUGUUCCAUCUGAAAUGCUCGAUGUAGAGGCAUUGGUUCCAGGGCCCAUGGAUGUGUCCGAGACUGAGGGUCCCCACACCGGCGAUGGUGACUUGACUAAGUAUCAAUCAACUAUACCCCGGAGAGUCACCACAGAGCGGUCACCCAUGGCCACCUUACCCUAUGAACUCACCAUCUCCACCCAAGAGACGGUCCCAACAACUGUGCAGCAGACAUUUAAACUCAACCCCUCAACUAUUGUGGAGGCCACCCAGCCUCCAGCAGAGGCCACAGCUCCUGAGGUUCAGGACAACUUCCCAUACCUACUGUCUGAGGACUUCUUGGGACAGGAGGGUCCUGGGCCUGGUGCAAGCGAGAAGUUUCUUCCAACCUUGGCACCAUGUGUGGGGAACGAGUGUCCCAGCUUAAGGAGAGGCCCAGUGAUCGCCAUCAUUGUCACUGUCCUGUGUCUGCUGCUGCUCCUGGCGGUGGUGGGGGCUGUGUGGGGCUACCGCAGGUACCAGCACAAGAGUUCUGUAUACAAGCUGAAUGUAGGACAGCGGCAAGCUAGACACUACCACCAGCAGAUCGAGAUGGAGAAGGUCUAGCCUCUGUCAGCAUGGCUUUUCACAAAGCCGCUCAGAGGAAGGCUAACUGUGAAGCACCACACUGAUAAUUCUCAGGAUCGAAGGUGGAAAGGGUUCACCCUAAAGUUCAAGUCUUCCUUCUACACACUGAGAAGUGUCUCUGGAGGCACCUAGAGAACGGAAAGGGUCUGGUGGAGUCCCCCUCAACCGUGCUCCCUGGAAUUCACUGCCCAAAUCACAGAUCUCUGCUUUGGCUCUGUUCCAACGUAAGGUUGGGUUGUUGUUUAAAUCACCUUCUGUUUUUAUCGCACUAAUGUCUUUGCAUCUUUAGGGAGUCACAGACUCCAUGCCCUGAAAUAUAGGAAAGAGUUUCGAUGAGCUGCGCAUCCGGGGGCCGUGUUAGGAAACAGACGUCGCGCUGUGGACCGGGACAGGGAAGGGUCAUGCUGUUGCCUUUCAGUGUGACAGUGCCGAGGACAAACGAGUCGCGAGCCAGAACAUACACUAUACACUUUGGAGUUCCUUCUUCUGUUUGUUGAAGUUGGAGAGAAUUUAACACUGACAUUUUGCCUUGGGGCAUGAGGACCAAACAGGCACAUGCCCACCCCCGGUCCCGCAGUUGUGGGACAGCCGACUGUUUUCCUUUAAGAACAAGGUGACCUUAGUGCCAGUGAGGACAACAUCCGGUGUCCCUGUCUGCUCUGUGCCUACAAGUGCCUGGGAUUGCUACCAGGGCUGAUGACAAAGCCCAACUCUUAGUCUCUCUCGGGAUUAACUGUUUCUCUGAACUCCAGUAAGAGGGAGCGAUGUGGAAGGGGGAAAUGUCUGACAAAGCACAAAGACUGGCAUAUUGAAUACGGGUGCCUGCUUGGCAGAGAAGCAAUGAACGUGGACAUGGAUUGCCCUGGGUUGAUCUAGCCCAGCCAUUUCCUGUCACACUGACCGUCGAGUGGCAUCUCAUCAGGUGUGGUUUCUACAAGGAUGUUUAUCAGACCAGCAACGCAUUACCGGGUGAUUGGUUGGAGACAUACAGUCUUUUCUUUUGGCAUGGAGGGUUGUUUUGGUUUGGUUUUCCAGACAGGGUUUCUCUGCAGCUUUGGAGCCUGUCCUGGAACUCUCCCUGUAGACCAGGCUGGCCUCGAACUCAAGAGAUCUGCCUGCCUCUGCAUCUCGAGUGCUGGGAUUAAAGGCGUGCGCCACCACGAGAUGGUGCACUGUAAGAUGUAAAUUCUCACCCCAGACUCAGGAAGCCUGGGACGGGGCCAGCUCUGAGCUCAGACUCUUCAGAUGGCUCUGAUGUGUAUUCAUACGAAGAGCCGUUGGCUUCUGUCAUCUGUGGUGGUCUUGGAACCCAGGAAGGACUGGAGACAGGGUGGUGAGCACCUCAUGUGCCCUGUCUAGCCUGACCUCAGCAUCUCGACAGCGACUUGUAAGGUGUCACCCCCAUCUGACUCCAGGGUAUUAGCCCAGGAGUAAAUACACCAUAUUUUUCUAUAUGAAUUCCUUCCUGAAGGUGUCAAAGUGACGGCGGCCAUACAUGUAUUCUGAAGCACCAUGGGAGUGUCUAUUUUUGUAUGGCACAAGACAUCCUGGCUCAUGUCUUUGGUGGUGGUGGUUUUACAGUUGAAAAGGAAGUGGCUUAGUGGGGGUGUGGCUUAGUGACAGGGCACUGUCUGGCAGGUGUGAGGUCCUUGGUUCAAUCUCCGGUGUUGUACAUGUUUCACUCUUUUGGCUUUUUGGGGGGGCCACCACCCAGUUCCCAAAUAAAUCAUACAAAUAGGCUUAUUAUUACUUACUAACCUCGCCUUAGGUGGACUUGUUUCUAGCCAGCUUUUCUUAAUUUAUCCCAUCUGCCUUUUGCCUCUGGGCUUUUAACUUUCUCUUCUGUAAAUCUUUCACUCUUACUCUGUGGCUGGCUGGGUGGCUGACCCCUGACAUCCUCCUCUCCUUGUUCUCUUGCUCUCCCUUUUCCUUGUUUCUCCUCCUAUUUAUCCUCUCUGCCCACCAGCCCCACCUAUCCUUGCUCCUGCCUCGCUAUUGGCCAUUCAGCUCUUUAUUAGGCCAUCAGGUGUUUUAGACAGGCAAAGAAUCACAGCUUCACAGAGUUAAACAAAUGCAGCGUAAACAAAAAUCACACACCUUAAAACAAUAUUCCCCAACACUCUUGUACCACAAAAGCAAAUGUGUUGGCUAUGGGAGUUUACCAAAGGAAGAGAAAAGAUCUCACGAUGUGUUUUCAGUGCUGUCACGUGUUUGAUGGAAGCUUUGGGAAACGGUAGGAUCGGUAGCUACGAAUCGGCAUAGAACAUCAUACAAAAUCCCACUGACCAUAACUAGGUUAAACAAAGGCCUGAGGGAGCCUGCUAGGAUAGUCUGCUGCAGAGGAAAUGGAGAAAAUGCUUCCGGUAUGUAGCCAAAGAAGAACUCGACGGAAUCAACCUAGAGACUGUAUAUUUUUAAAUUAGACUCUAAUCUCUUGUGAAGUGGCACUUCUAUUUUUAUUACUAGUUAUAUAAAAUAACCUCUGUCUCCACAUGGGGAUUCUGUCAGUAACUCAAAUUAACCCAGAACACUGAAUUUACAACAACAUGUAAGUAGAUGGUAUUAAUACAAGGGUAUUAAUAAGUUUAUUGUAAAUUAGUAACCCGUGCCAAUGCAUUCUUUUGUAGACAUGGAGUGUAAAGUAAGCUCAAUGCAUUAGCUCAUAAAUUUUACUGACUUGCUGUCUUCUAAAUAAAGAUGAAAGGACAUGAGCCUGCAUGUCAGAAGGGCAUGAGUGACUGGCUCACUAGGAACCCAAGCUGUUACUGCAAAUGCUUUCAGAAUGGUAAUGCUUGUGAAAAUGGGGAGGGAGAAGGGUUUCCUUAAUAUAAAGCUUUUGAUAUAUUUAAA